AGCCGCCGUCCCUCCUGGGGUGUCUUCUCCUUAAUUACGUUCACGUUAAUUUAGGCGCUUGGGACCGGCUCACCCUCUCCCCCAAGCCAGCAGCCUCCACAAACAUCCUGAAAAGCAACCUGAUCAGAUGUUCCUCCUCUAGGCAGUUACAGGGAUUUUUCUCUCCCAAGCGGUUUGGAGCGGGCGAGCGAGAGCGCUUGGGUUUUCCAGCCUGCUCCUCCCACCAGAGACAACCUCCCGCUGCCUCUCCGCCGAGCACCACUGCACACACGGCUCCGCCGCGGCGUGCGGGACGCGGGCAGACCGCGCCGCUCCCGCUCCCGCCGCCGCCGCCGGGGGAAGCGCCUCGGGCCGCCGCCGCCGCCGCCGCCGCCGCUCCGUCCAUGGGCCGGGGCCGCUAGGCAGCCCCCGCCGCCGCCGCCGCCGCCGCCGGCGGGCCGUGAGCGGGCUGCGGCGCCUCCGCGGGGGCUGCCGGCCGCCGCAGUGAGCGCGGGGCCGCGCCGUCCCUCCGCGCCGCUCCGCGCCGCGCAUGCUGCUGGGGCGCGUCCCGCGGCGGGGCAGCCCCGCGCCGCCCCUCCGCAGCAGCAGCAGCAGCAGGAGCAGGAGCAGGAGCAGCAGCAGCAGCAGCAGGAGCAGCAGCAGCACCAGCACCAGCAGCAGCAGCACCAGCCGCCGCCGCGCCGCGAUGCCGGCGGCGGGGCGCGGGCAGCCCGCCUCCUGGCUCCUGGUGCUGGGCGCCGCCGCCCCCGCCCUCUGGUUGCGCUGCGUCCUCGCCGACUUCACGGUGGACAACGAGGUGCACUCCAGCUUCAUCCACCGGCGGCUGCGCGGCCCCGAGCGCCGCGAGAUGCAGCGGGAGAUCCUCUCCAUCCUCGGCCUGCCGCACCGCCCGCGGCCCCACCUCCACGGCAAGCACAACUCGGCCCCCAUGUUCAUGCUGGACCUCUACAAUGCCAUGUCCGUGGAGGAGGGGGCGGCGGGGGCCGCCGCCGAGGAGGGCGAGGGCUUCUCCUACCCCUACAAGCCCAUCUUCAGCACCCAGGGGCCGCCCCUGGCCAGCCUGCAGGACAGCAACUUCCUCACCGAGGCCGACAUGGUCAUGAGCUUCGUCAACUUGGUGGAGCAUGACAGAGAGUUUCACCAUCAGCGCUGCCACUACCGAGAGUUCAGGUUUGAUCUCUCCAGAAUCCCGGAGGGGGAAGCGGUGACGGCUGCCGAGUUCAGGAUAUAUAAGGAUUACAUCCGCGAACGCUUCGAUAAUGAAACGUUCCAGAUUAGCGUCUACCAGGUACUCCAGGAGCACCCGGGAAGGGAUUCAGAUUUGUUCCUGCUUGACUCUCGAACAAUCUGGGCUGCAGAAGAAGGGUGGCUGGUGUUUGACAUUACCGCAACCAGUAAUCACUGGGUGGUGAAUCCCCAACACAAUCUUGGCCUGCAGCUAUCCGUGGAAGGCAUCGACGGGCAAAGCAUCAAUCCCAAACUGGCGGGUCUUAUUGGAAGGCACGGCCCGCAGAACAAGCAGCCAUUCACAGUAGCCUUCUUCAAAGCCACCGAGGUCCACCUCCGCAGUAUUCGCUCCACGGGAGGGAAGCAAAGGAGCCAGAAUCGAUCAAAAACGCCAAAGAACCAGGAAGCUUUCCGGGUGUCCAACAUCGCAGAGAACAGCAGCAGCGACCAGCGACAAGCCUGCAAGAAGCACGAGCUCUACGUCAGCUUCAGGGACCUAGGGUGGCAGGACUGGAUCAUUGCUCCGGAGGGCUACGCUGCGUAUUACUGUGAAGGAGAAUGUGCUUUCCCGUUGAAUUCGUACAUGAAUGCUACAAAUCAUGCCAUUGUACAGACACUGGUUCACUUUAUAAACCCAGAGACUGUGCCGAAACCCUGCUGCGCUCCUACACAACUCAAUGCCAUCUCAGUGCUCUAUUUUGAUGACAGCUCCAAUGUUAUCUUAAAAAAAUACAGGAACAUGGUGGUACGAGCAUGUGGCUGUCAUUAGAUUUGUAGGAAAGAAAAAAAAAAAAGUUAUUUGUAAAGAGUGGUUUUGUAUGGCUAUAUGGGGGAAGGGAAAAGGUUAGCACUCCAGCAAUGGGUUUAAAAAAAUCCCAAACAGUUUUUAGGACCGGGCUUCUGAAAGUUCAGACAAUGGAACAGUUUCUGGAUCUAAGUGGUAUUUGAACACAUUUUGUUUUAGUUUAUUACAGACAAUGAGCUUGUAAACUGAAACAAGCCAGAGAAACCAUUUAAAACCAAAUCUGCCUACAAAAUUGGCUCCUACAAUACAUACUUUUGCAAAUGAGUCUUUCUGAAGAUUGCAAACUCAGUGUUGAUUGUGAGUUAAAAAAUAAUAAUCUAUCCAAGGUGAGAAUGUGCUGUGACUAAUAAGCAUGUGUAGUUCCUGUAACACAGUUUGCAAUAAAAUAAGUGAACAAAAUAUACCUGGAGUGAACAGGUAUUUUGUUAGAGAAUUAUUACUUCCAUCCCUCUGUUUGCUUCAAUUUCAUAAGCAAAACCAAAGAUUAAUUACCUGCAACUUCUAGUUUUAAACUAUAGUAGCAAAACCUAUAUCUGGAUCGAUGCAAAUUCAAAGGACAGAUCAGUCUAAGAAAAAAAAAAAAUUCUAAUUGGCAAGCAAAAGAACUGAAGAAAAUAAUUCCAAAGAGCAAGACUUUUUGGGUAUACUUUUUUCUGUCAACAGGGAAGGAAACUUCCUCUAGCAACCAGAAAGAAUUUGAAUUUGCUAUGAACUUGAAACAGGAAAGCAGCAAAAUGUUAAGAAACAGGGAUUAAACCUAACGUUUAGCUGGGGUAUCCUAAGCAGUUACAGAGUUGUGAAAGCCAGCUAAAGAUCCUGCUUCUGUUUGGAAAAUGUCCAUUGACUUCACUGACAGAACAAGUUCCAAUGCUUUUUUGACAACAUGGAGGCUCAAGUGCAGAAGGUGCUGUAAGCUGGGACAUACACCCAGCACCACACAGACCCAGCUAGAAACAAGCUAGGAAACGUUACUGCCCAGGGUCAGUGUUUACGAUAAAACCCCUGCUCUACUAUUGGCUUCACCUUUAAAAAAAAAAAAAAAAAAAAAAAAAUCCUUCUCAAGAGCCACACCAACAAACUGGAACCAGGAGCAAGAAAACGUCCCCUCAAGGCUUUUCUUUUUCCUUUUUUUAAAGUCACAGGUUACACAAACAUCACACUUAUGUAAUUAAAACUCAAUUAAAGUUGUUGUGAAGAAGAAUACAAAGUAGCACUAACCAAUCACAAACCAAUUCAACACUUUGGCAUACGCUGUGGUUACAAAAGUAGGAUUGGCAUAAAUUUCACCAGGGAGAUAAAAAAGAAAAUUCUGUCCAAUAAAACACCAGGUCCACAGCACAUCCAGCUCUAAAUCUCCAAACUUCAAAAACCUAAACCUCCAACAGAUGGGUCCAGAACAUAAUAAAUCCAUGGAGAUGGUUCCCUCUGCUCAGUGAGUGGACAGGGCGAUGCAGCCGCAGUGGGAACUUGGCUCCGUAUCUUGCCUUAGAGGAGAGUUAGAGAAAGAAGAUAAAUGAACGCAACCGCCCGAUUCUGGAAAUCACUCACUGCUCUUCUUCCUUUAAGUCACAGAUCAAAUCCAGACCAGAUGCCUCACUUUAAAAAGAAUAAGCAAAGGAAGAAAAAAAAUUACUGUCUAUGAAAUAAAUUGGAAGCUUGUUUCUGAUGGUCUAAUACUAAUCUCAUUUAAGUCAAUUGGUGUUUUCCCAGCAGUUUUCUAAGUAGCAGGAUUAGGCUCAUGGGAAAGUGGAAUUCUCUCCACGACAUCGGUAGGUUUUGGACCGGGGCCUCGGUGAGCGGUUGCCACAUUGCCAGAUGUGACCAGCUUCCAGCCCAGGCAACUCAAACUUCUGCAGGACCAGCCUGGCCGCAGCACACGGGCUCUGCAAGUGCAACUCCAGCAAACUUCCUAGCUGCCCCAAGGUGAGACUUGGACCACGCGCAGCCAAACGGCACGACAACACCUGCGGCCCAAAGACCGUCUUCUCCCUGGAGCCUGCAGACGAGACCAUCUACGAUAAACAGCCCAAACUGCCCUCGGCGCGUCUCUUCUUUAGAGCGAGGUACUGAAAUCACACAGAUUGGAAGUGUCUUUUGACAUUGUAUACGUAUAUACACCAGUGCUUCUGUAAACCUCCUAAAGGAGGUUAAGGUGCUGCCUAGAAAGUUAAAAGCUAAUCGUGCCUAAACUUCCACUAUUUAGUAGUCAAGGAUUAGUUUUUCUUGCGGGUGUUUCAGUGUUGGUGGUCACUGCGUUGGUGUAUUGCAUUUUUAACUCGGACCACGGUAUCUUGCUGUAUAGGAUUCAUAUAUUAAAUAUUAUGUGGGGAUUGUUUCUGUUUUGUUUUGGUUUUUUGAAACGUAACAACAGGAUUUCUGUUGCUAGGCUCAACAUCAGCUUCACUGUUUGUACAUUUUUAUGUAAAUAGUUGUCACAAGCGGAAGAAGAAUUAUUUAUUUCCACCUCGGAAUUCCUUUUCAGUCACAUCCAGGAAAAAUGAUUCUCGGUUCCUAAACACAUUUGUUUCCUUAUUUAAGAAGAUAUUUAUUAACAGUUGGCAAAAAUGCAUACACGUUUCUGGUUCUUUUCACACAGGAGUUGUCAGAAGCCUUUUGUACAAACUAGUAAAAUAAAUCAUUGCAACUUUGCAAAAGAUAUCCCAACAAA
Aquila chrysaetos chrysaetos is the source of this 4700-nucleotide messenger RNA. RefSeq names its product bone morphogenetic protein 7 (gene BMP7). Gene Ontology annotation, molecular function: cytokine activity; growth factor activity. Bases 530 to 1996 code for a protein of 488 amino acids. The transcript has 7 exons. Gene Ontology annotation, cellular component: extracellular region. NCBI's taxonomy places the organism in Eukaryota, Metazoa, Chordata, Aves, Accipitriformes, Accipitridae. Gene Ontology annotation, biological process: SMAD protein signal transduction. The record is from RefSeq and is a predicted model, not a curated record.